Molecule: messenger RNA, 6301 nt
Organism: Musa acuminata AAA Group (dessert banana)
Lineage: Eukaryota; Viridiplantae; Streptophyta; Magnoliopsida; Zingiberales; Musaceae
Exons: 8
Coding region: 743-5908 (1721 amino acids)
Source: RefSeq, a predicted model, not a curated record
CUUUAUCUUUUUCCCCCAAAAAAACCCCCUUUUCUCGCAGACAGAACGAGAGAGAGAGAGAGAGAGAGAGAGAGAGAGAGAGAGAUCCAUUAGGGUGAUCGUGCCCUCAUUUCUCGCAGAACCCUAACCCUAAGCACCGAUUCUGAGCGCGGAGGAACCCUAACUCCAUUUCCGGGACGAUCGAGUCCAUUACCAUUUCCGUCCGCGACCUGCGUCAAUUCGCUGAGCCGAAGCGCCCGGGAGAGAUCCCCGAGUUUUGCGCCCACUGGUCGGUUUUCUACCCCUCCCGGACCCAUCCGUUCGUCGAUCCGGUGCCCUGCGCUGCGGAAAUCAUGGAAAUCAAUGGAAAAGGAAGUUGACAUGGUGCCUGAUAACAAUAUAAGUUGUUUACUCAUUAGGAAGUUUGAUUCCCAUGCUCGAUAUGGUUUGUUUCUAGGAUUUUUGUCUAGAGAUCUGAGAAAAGAAAGUGGAUGUUCAUCCUCAAAAUUGCAAUUUGACAUUAAGCUCAAUUAUCUUAUAAGCUUUGCUUGGAGUUGUUUUGAAACAAACAUUCAUUUUGUGUAUUCUUACUGGCUAUUAAAAUAUUCAAAAGGACUGUCCGCGCAUACAGAUUUUUCAGAAGCAAGAAGUUGUUGGAUUUCUGUUAAUAUUGGACUUCUUUUGGUAGUUAAUCUCUGUUUAUUAUGAAUUAUCUUCCUUGAGCGAUGCUUCCUUGUCCACGAAAAUACUUGGUGUGAACAUUAUGCAGUUGUGGCAACAGCAAUUGAUGUACAAGCAGCUCCAAGAGCUUCAGAGACAGCAACAACUUCAGCAACUAGAUCAUGGAGCACGACAGACAAGUCCUUUUAGCCAGUUGUCUUCUAUGCCAAAACCUGCAACAGGAAAUCAGUCACCUUCAACAUUAAAUGAAAUACAUGCCAAUGGUGCAUAUAACUACAUGUGGCCAAAUAAUUUUGUUGGAGGCAUGCCCAAUUUACCUAGUAACUCUCAAAUGUUUACUGCUGACAACAACAACUCAUUGCAGUCCCGGUGCUCUGCUUCCAUGCACAAUCUUGCAAAUGGGUUUGCAUUGAAUGAUCAAGGUGAAGCUAUGCGAGCUAGGGGAUUCAACUCAGAACAGAUUAAUCAGACUCUUCAUGGCAUUCCUGUUCCUGUCACCAGCUCUGUAAAUCAAUACUCUCUCUUCAUGGGAACAUCUAAUAAUUGCCUUGAUUUGAUAAAUAGAGCAGAUGCAACCAAGGUAGAAAAGGCAUCAUAUUCAUCUAGAACUUUUCAAACUGAUCGGCGAUUAGCUGCACAAGGUUGCUUACAGGAUAAUUCUUCGGCUACUUCACAGAAGUUUCAAGGAAAACAUUUCUAUGAAAAUUCACCUGGACAAGUUUUAGGUCAUGAUGUACAAAUGAACAGUCUGCAACAUAAUGUUCAGUUUCAGGAACAUUAUGGUAGGCAAGAACAAGAUGAUUCAUCUGGUAACCUACAGGAAAAGACAAUGUCACAAGUAGGAACUUCUGGCAGUGUUGCAAGUCUCGAUCCUAUAGAACGCGAGCUCUUGUUUGGCACUGAUGACAACAACUCUGUAUUUUCAUUUGGUGGGUGUCUUAUAUCUGGCAUGGGUGAAGAUAUGCAUGGGCAUUCACCAGAGAAUGAUAAUUAUGGUGUAUUUCCUUCAAUCCAUAGUGGGAGCUGGAGUGCUCUUAUGCAAGAAGCUGUACAAGCUUCUGGUAGUGACAAGGGGCUCCAGGAAGAGUGGGCUGGCUUGAGUGUUCAAAAAUCAGAGCAACUGAUGGUAAAGCCUCAUAUCACGACGAGUGACAACGGCAAGCGGCCACCUGCUUGGGAUGAUAGAAAUCUUGAGAUUGCAUCAUCUUUUCCUUUGUUUAGUGAUGCUAAUGCAACCCCAACCUACUCCACUGCCCCUAGUGAUCGGCAUCCUUUUAAGUCUGCUCAUGAAGAGAACAAUAAGGUUUUGACUGAGGCACCCAAUGCAUCUUUGGUAUCAUCCUCUAGAGGAGCCAGUAACACUGAGUUCCAUCAGAAUCAGAGUCAAUCUCAUGUAGCAGAAGGUUGUCUUCAAGCUCAAAAGCCUUCAACUAGUGGAGUGUGGGCUGGGCAGGCCAUUGAACAGAAUGAUAAGAGGUUUGAGGAUGUACGGUUUAUUUCACAGGAGAUAGGGUGUGGUUGGGGUAACCAACAAAACCUGCCCUUGUCUAAUAUUUCUAUUCAGUCAGUUAGUAGACUAAAUGGCUGGAACACAAAUUAUCCAGUAGCAUUUAGAGAAGACAUCACUUCAAAUUAUCAUGAAACUGAUGGCAAUUUGUGCAAGACUAGUGAUAAUCAUGCGAAUCCAAAUUCUGAAUUGCAACCAGUCAAAUCCUUCAUCAGAAGUCCCAAGAUGCAAGCUGAAAAUUCCUUAGCUGGCAAUUUUCAUUCUGGUAGGGAACCUAACAACUUAAGAUUGAAUCAGGAUGUGCAACAGCAGGUAAUUAAUACUCAGCAAACUGAUUUAGAGAGACACUUUGCCCUUAACACAUGUGUGAGUGCCGAAGGUGUUCAGGAUGUUGAAAAAAACCAGAAUCGACCAAGCAAAAGACCACAAACUUGGCAAUCAUCCUUAAGUAUGUCCGUGAAAAGAUUGGGUGAGAACCAUGAGAAUGUAAGGGACAAUGGAAGAGUGGAUGUAGGUGAAGGUUAUGUUGGAAAUACAGCAAAAGAGAAGUCUUUGUCGACUGCUAAUGACCAAUAUCCUUUUGUGAUUGGAGGCCAAAAGUCCUCAAUUCAGUCUGGCCAACAUAUUGUAGAGUCUAAAAUGUUACGGAAUUCAUUGGGAAGUUUGAGGACUGUGGACCCUUCUCUCCCAUCUGAUAACCCAUUAAGCGUAAAGGGCCUGUCCAACUCAUUUUUCCAGGGAUCAAGUAGUGGGGAGCAAAAGUUUGUUGGGAAGACACAAUUUGCUGGUAACAUUGUUAUGAACAGUCCUGCAAUUGUGUCCAAGAGGACUGCAGUGGGAUCCGAGGAACUGCAGUCUAGAAAUACUAUGCCUGUUUGUGCCUCUCACAGUUCUUUUGGUGAGUCAACUGCUCAAUGUUCCCAGACUGAAACGAAUUCUCAAGCAAGCUAUAAUAUGCUUGAGCUUUUUCAGAAGUUUGAUCAGUCAAGGAACGGGAAUUAUAUAAAUGCAACUGAUCUACCUGCACAAGCUGCUGCUGAUAUUUCUGUUACUCAACUUCAGUUGGAACGGUGUUCUAACUUGAGAGGUUUUGGAUUGCAAUUGUCUCCACCAUCUCAACCACUACCAAACUAUGCACCAAUCUCUAAGACGGACAUUAAUAAUAUUAACAAUAGGCAAUUGGACAAAGAGGCAGGAUAUCAGGAUCAGCCAUGCUCUAAUUCUCUGUCUUCUGUUCGACCUGUUCCACCCCUUGAUGAAUCAUCUAGAAGAGAAAAUUGGGAUAAGAUGUCCAGCUUAUCUGGACAGAGACAAAAGGAACACCCAGAAGCAAGUAAGCAUUUUAUUUUCUCAUCACCAGCUGCUUCUGAAUCUACUUUAGCUGUAAAUCAGCUACAGGAACACCAUCAUCAGCUUCAACAACACGGUUCUAGUGCAAAAGAUCACCUAGUGCGGCAACAGCAGCAAGGGCAGCAACAAAACAUCUCUGACACAAUUGCUCAUGAAGAAUUGGAUCAAUCUGUCAAGGUUUCUUUUGGCAACCAAACUAACAUAAGUGCAUUUGUUAAAAAUGCUUCACUUGUGACGCAACCAUGUGACUCUCAUGAUGGUGUUGUACCCGGCCAAUCUAUUCAAACAUCAUUGCCUCCUGCUGGUAGAUUUCCAACUUCAGGUGUUGCUUCAUUUGCUGAAACUCAUGUACCUGUUGGUUCACAAAUUUCUUCUGGAGGGACAGAUCAUACAAAGUCGCUAUUUGCAGGCUGCUCUAAAAUUUCAAGUUCUGGCCAACAGUUACCUGUUAUGCAAACAAAGUCAGCUUCACAAUCUUCCAUAUCUGGUAUGUCUCAGCAAGUUGCCUUCUCAAAGAUGUUGCACAAUGUCUGGGCAAAUGUAUCAGCUCAACAGCAUCAAGCUGGUAUCAGUCCUCAGAAUCUCACUCCAAACAUACUUCAGUCCAUAAUAAACAAUGCUAGAGAUACAAGUUUUCAGGGCAUGCCAAAGCCAGGUGAUCAAGUACACAAGGAAGGAAGUGCAACUCCUGAUGUUGGUACGAGUUCUGCUAAGUCACGAGAUGAAGGUAAUCCAGUUCAGGUCAAAUCCUUGAAUCUGAUAUACACUGAAAAAACGGGUGAUGCUUAUAAGUCAACAAGUGCAUUCCAUGGAGAAAAAGCAGUUUUAAGACCACCCUUAGAUGGAGGCCCUAGUGUGCCGAUUUCAUCUUUGGUCCAUCUGCAUCAGCAGGAUAUUAACAAGGCAACAAAUGGACAGGCUCCAGCUCUUAGCUCUUCAGUAUUAUGUCCUCCCUUAACAAGCAAUAUCUCUUCUAGCUGUGAUAUUGGUAUAUCUGGAUGCACGUCACAGCCUUCAGAUGUUCAACAAAACUAUUCACUACUUUGUCAAGUACAAUCCAUGAAGGCUUCCGAUUCUGAUGUAAAUAAGAUGACAGGAAAGGUAUCAAAAGCAGUUGGUUCUAAUGCUUCUCAGAUGAAACUCAAUGUAGAUAAGAGGUUUGAUCUUUGGCAGAGUACAGUCUCCAGAACACCUACAGAUGGCAAAGCUGGUGCAACUUCUCAGAUUUCAAUUCCGCCAGAUCCCAAAAUGCUGAGCUUUGCUUCAAAUGACAGUGAAGAAAGAAUUCCAAGCCCAUCAACAACUGGAUGGCAUGAUGUCCAAACUCACACUUGUCCUGUCAGUGCAAGUUCCAUGAUGAAUAUAAUGGGAGUUAGUGAGCGCACCCAGCUUAGUCCUCAAAUGGCUCCUUCCUGGUUUGAUCAUCCUGAAACCUGCCAAAAGGGCUCGGUGAUGGCUGUUUAUGAUGCCCAGAGAAGUGAAAAAGCUGCUAUUCAGCAAAAUUUUUUUCAGAAAAUUCCUGCAAGGAUGGAUAAUUCCCAUGUAGUGGAACAAAGAUUUGACAGCAGCCACUUUGAUAGCUAUGGGCAAGGUGCAUUAGCCACCAAGAUGGCUCUCAGUGAAUCAUCUCCCUCAGUGCUGCCUCCUGAUGUCACCAUGGAUCAUGAUAUAAAUGUAAGAUUAAAGAAGCGGAAAACCACUACAGAUCUGUCAUGGCAUAAGAUAGUCACAGAACCACAAAGGUUGCUGAGCAUCAGUAUGGCAGAGUUGGACUGGGCUCAUACUUCAAAUAGAUUGGUUGAGAAGGUGGAUGAUGAAUCUGAAAUUAUGGAGGAUGGCCCAUUGGCGCCCCAGUCACGGCGAAGGCUAAUCCUGACAACUCAGCUGAUGCAUCAACUUAUUCCAGCAGCACCAGCUGUGCUGUUUAAAGGAGAUGCAACUUCUGCUUAUGAAAGUGUGAUAUUCUCUGUUGCCAAAUCGGCACUUUCUGACGCAUGCAACCUAAUCUCUUCCUCAGAAAGCAAUUUGCAUGUGCUGUUGGGAAAGGAAAAUAUGAUUUCUGGAGAGCUUAAGAUUUCCAAGAAGGUGGAGGAUGAUACUUUUUCAAAACUCAUGGAAGAUUUUGUUGGUAGAUCUAAGAAACUUGAAUCUGAAUUCUCAAGGUUGGAGAAGAGGGCCUCGAUAUUAGAUGUACGACUGGAGUGCCAGGAACUGGAGAAUUUCUCCAUCGUCAAUCAGUUAGGCAAGUUUCAUGGUCGGACUCGUGCAGAUGGCACUGAGGUUUCUUCCACUUCUCAAACAGCCCAUCGCAAACUCUUUCCACAGCGAUACAUAACCGCACUCCCAGCUACUGGAAAUUUUCCUGAGGGGGUUCUCUGUCUCUCACUCUAGAUCAUUUAUCGAUUGAUUUUUUUCCUUUUAAAAUGCCUAUGAUCACCAUCAACCUUGAUGUUAUUCAAUGCCCCCCUAAAAAAAAAAAACAAAAAGAAAAGAUAGAGAGAGAGAGAGAGAAUACAUCUUUCAUGAUAAGAAACAUACUUGAACAUGAAUCAGAGGGGGCUAUUCUGUCAAUUGUAAGACAAAACAACCUCAUGGGGUGCUGAUCUUUGAAAUGCGCACCCUUGGUGGUGGUUCCUUUCUUUCAAUCUGAAGUAUAUAGGCCUUUGUAUAUCAAUUAAGAUCUAGAAGGUUAGGCGCUUGCAUCAUUUUUUUUCUAACAAAUGGAGAGUAUUAUUAGCAUGGUUACAUAUGUUUUAACUCGAGUAAUAAGCUUCUUUUUCCCCA